AUGGAAGCCAUACGCCGAACCACGACACAAUCAAACUUACUAUCCGUUAAUAUGAUGAAAGUGUUCCUGGAUAAUGAAAUCGGAGAAGACCUAAAUGAAGCAUACAUGGACUAUUUUGAGGAAGAUAUGGACAUAGCAUACAUCGAUGACGAAAACGAAGAGGAAUAUGUCCAAUCCUAUGCUGCAGCCCGAGAAAACGAGGCUAUAGGUCGUGUCAAGAAUAGACAGGCCGUACCGAAGAGGCCCCCAGAGAACCUGCAUCAGCGGGUACGAGGAAUGCCCACAGGGCCAACUAAAGCCGCUACUACGAACCCCUACGGAACCCGGAUGAAUCCAAACAAAAACAUAAUAAGCGACGAUCCAGGGAUACACGAGAGGAACGUAUGGCACGAAAGCUUACCUGUCACAGAUAACAUAGUGCCAAUAGAUGUGCGUUCCCCACGUAUACAUAACCUGCCCGAGGCUGAAGACGUGGACAUGUCAUACGAGACGUCACCCGCCGUGGUAGGACAGAAUCCUAGUACGUCACAAAACGAUGAAUUAGCCACUCGGCGGAGGAUAGCACGACAACCUUUGAUAACAAAAAGGUACGAGCCAGACAGCCUAAUGAAAUCAGCAUUGAACGCGCCCGUGACUGUUCCCAUGGGAGAACUUAUGGCAUGUAAUCCCGAAUUGCGAAAGCAGAUUAUUAAAGAACUACAAUACCGGACGCUUAAAAUGGUGGAAAAUCAAGGGUUAGCUAAUAGCACUUACUUGGAAACAGAAGACGAGCCUGCUCGGGUGAAUUUGGUACGCAUGCAACCCAUCCGAUCCGAGCCAAUAAUCAGGUCAAAUCUUAUAAUGAUAAAGGUAGAUCUGGGGGUUGGCGACAAGAAACUAUUGGUGGACGCUAUCGUGGAUUCAGGAUCAGGAAUUAAUAUUGUUAGUCAAAGUGUGGCUCACGAGUUAAACAAGCAAUAUCCGCUGACUCCCUUGGAGGAAAUUCGAUGUUCAGAUGCCAACGGAAAUCAAGGCAUGCUAUACGGACAGUUUAAUAAUGUAAAUCUUAAACAAGCCAAUAUAGUAACCAACGCAGCGUUCUUUGUGGGGAGCUGCCAUGUAAAUUUCCAACUGCUUUUAGGCCGACCUUGGAUACGAGGAAAUUUAGUGUCAAUGGAUGAAAGAGUAGAAGGAACUUACUUGGUCUAUGGAAAUCCUAAACGACCAAAAGACUAUACCGAGCUUUUGGCAGUAGACGAACAGUGGGAAUCCGGAACAAAGGAAUCAGCAAACACGUAUUUUGCCGGAAUCCAAGAAGUAACAUUUCAGGGAGCAUGGAAAAUUAACGAAGGAGAAGAAAUUGUUGAAAUAGGACCUCCAGUCACGUUCAUGAUGUGUCUAGCCAGGCUUGAGGACCGAGACUUAUCCAAGGAAGCCGAAUCAGAAACAAAGACGCGUCAUACAGGUGAACAACAAAACACCAGACCCAAGGAAGAGCAGGGAAAGCGAAAAGGUACCCUUGAAAAAGGAAACAAAGACCCAGAGACAGAUAAUGCGGACCCGCAACAAAUCACCUUGACAGAGAAGAUAAACAAGAGGCUGAACUCGACAAUGCGAUACCAAAUGCGACGAAUAGAACAUAAGAUUCUUGCAUUGAAAACACUAAUGGGACACAUGAGGCGCACUGAUCAAGAGGAAAACAUGCCACUUACCGUGCCUCAAUGUUACCCAACCAAUAAUCGAUGCAUCCUGUUGUUCAAUAGAGUACGAGGAGAGCGCAUAGGGUAUUCAAAACAAGUCCUGCCACUGUGGAGCAUUUGGCAAACAAUGCCUGACUCAGAUGACGUCAAAGUAAGGCUAUGCUCACCAGCAGAAAUCUACCACGGACUUCGAGAAACAACCAGAAAGUUGUUGCGACAAAAGAGGACAGGACGACGCGUAUAUAAGGCCUUGGAAAACGACGAAGAGGGACUCACCAACUACGAUCACUACACCCUUCGAAAACCACAUAUGCAAACAACUAUGUCAUACCCGUCCUUUCAGCGCACUACGGACCAGGAAAUCCGUCUCCGUCUAUGCGACGUAACGAACUCCGAAAGUCAAGAACCGUCGCCAGUCGUUCCGCCCAACAAUAUUCCCCGACCUUUUCCCUUAUCUAAAUCCGCCGCAUACUUUCCUAUAACCGACCUCACUUGCCAAACCCAUUUGGUGCAACUUCAAAACGCACUAUUCCACCCCAACGUCACUGGCCCCGAAUCCUUUCAUGCGAUCCUCCUCACUGCCAAUCACGCGGUACGACUCGAGACCGAUUUGUUCCCGGACUAUCACCUCCAGCGAACCUUUGCCUUCAAUGCGACGCUAGCAGAGUUGCAAGGGCCUGAUGGCAUACCCAUUUCUUCACGAGUGGGACAUGCGGUGAUACUGUUCUACCCUGGUGAACAUGAACGUACGUGUGCACUACAUGUUGGAUCACGAACAAAAAUUAAAGCCCCCAUAGCUUGCCUAGGAAACGAAAUAGCCAUGCAUCCUGAAGUACAUCGUCGUGAACCUGACAGCGACGAGUCCACCCCAAUCAGUUCGUCAGGAUCUAGCGAGAAUGAAGACGAGCUCAAACAAGCCUGGUGCCACAAAGGGAGUACCUCCUACCGACCCCCGAGCCCUACCGCGGCCACGGUCGCUAACGUAUUACCCACCUUGGCCCGAAGUGUAAUCCAGGAUGUAGAAGUAGAAGAAAGAGAGGACUCUCAAGGUCGGACAGCGCGUACCUUUGUAUGCAGGCUUACCGACAGGACUAAUCCGCCUAUCCCAGCUUCGGACUGUCAGGAUCAGCUCCAAGGAGGGCCACUAUACCUCCUUCUUCCUCCCAUUUUUGUUACCAUGACAGAAAAACUGGUCGACAUGAAAUGCGACGAAGCUCAAAUAGCCUUCAUGAUUCCAACCAACUUUGACCUCUCUAUGCGUCUCGACGAAGGAAAGCUUAGCCAGAUAAUUCGAGACCUCACGCAUCCCAUGACUAUGAGAUACGAUUAUACUGCCCGCACGCUGUAUCGCAUGGCAAACAAAAAGGGUUGCGCCUUGUUACUUCAUCACCCCGUAUUCCUGCGAACCAUCCAUGACAUCAUUUUCCCCUGCAAAGUCACUCCUGCGGAUCUCAGCCAAUUCUCGAUGUACGACAUGCCUCAAUUCCCGGCGUCGCUAUUCAUCUUGGAAGACAGCGGAGACUGCGAGAGUUUUGACAGCUCGAUAACGUCCGACUCACCACCGCCGUUGAUCGACUUUGAGAGCUCGGAUGAAGAAGGCGUUAUAUUCCGACCCCCGCAGAAGCUUAUAACGUACCCCAUGCCGCAGGAAAGAGAGUUAGAAAUGACAGAGCUAGGACUUCAGUCCCCGUUGAUGGAAAACCCUAAAGGUAUGUGGAGCAUUAUUCAAACCAACACCACGGUCGCUAAACAGAAAACAGAAUCGGCAAGCAGCCAAGAAAGCAGUUCGCGGUCGACCUUCUAUCAGCCGCCCACUCCGAUGCCAUGCAUUCCUCCCUGCGCACAUCCCCUCGACCAUUGUAUUCUACCUGACUACUCCAGACCAUUUUCACCCACCAUCCAAUCAUAUUUCACGCAAAUACAGCCUCCUAUGCUUCCAGAACUAUGCUCAUUCCUGGAAGACAUCAAGGGAAACAAUGGUCAGCUUGCCGAGAUUCACGAACAGCCAGAGGAGGAAGGGUGGUAUUUUAAUAAUGAUCAGACGAAUAAAGCAAUCGCAUCGGAGAUUCCCCCUCGCUUACGACUCGACAUGCGACUGGCUUCCGAUGAAAGCUUAUAUUCAGACGAGACCCCUCCUUUAUCCCAAACCUUCCGCUACUCGCGAUUUUGCCCCGAAGCACUCUACACUUCUUCUCCCUCAGACAUGAGCGCAAUAGAGGAGACGUCCAGGGACAAUUCCAUUCACAGCGUACAGGGCUACAGCACUGAUAGUUCCGAGGCUUACACGCCCAUGAGCCUUGACGAACUGAAACGUGCAAACCUUCAGGCAACCUACUAUAGCGUGGAGUCUGUUCGUGUCCGCGAGCAAACUCUCAGCCAACUUACCGACAAGUUGUACUCGCCAAGGUACUACGCCUGUCAAACCACCGAAACGGAUAGUUAUGGCAAUAACUCCGCUCUCACUUACAUCCUCCAACGUCACGAUGACUAUUGGCAUCAGCCAAGCGAAUUCCUCCCUUUAGAAAACGGUCCCUUGUAUCCGUCCCCUUAUAAUCGAGAGGACCAUCCUUUCUGUCACAACAUCGCGCACCACUACCAAGGGAGGAAAGACAAUUCACCCUUACUCGCCGAAUUCAAUGGACUCCUCCCCACUACACACGAAAAAUACGGACCCAUCGUGGGAUCGGAAGAAUAUAAAAUCGCGAAAGUGGGAAUAAAAAUUUACGAGUUGAUGCGAGACUUGGAAGUAAAGGUGGAGGACUGGCGGCAUGGUUAUGCGAACUGUACACAGCAACAUAUCAAACACAAUCGAUCCUGCAUCUAUACAGCGAUGCUCAAGCGGAACGAAGCCAAGAGGACAGGGAAAUUCGAGAAUCAUAUAUACAAAUGCGCGGGGAGAGAGGAGCCAUGGGGAAAAGAGGACGUUAUUGAAGACGAGAACAGAUUGCCGCCCCCGCCAAGUAUCCUUAGGUUUUUCAAGAAGAAGGACCUCCUCCCCUGGCAACCCCAUAUCAAAGAAGCCAAACAACGCCCCUUACACCUCGAGACCCUGAAGCUGAUGGACGGCGAUCCCGGAUACACCUUCCUCGAUGUAACUCGCACCAGCACCCUGGAGAUUUUGAACAAUCCAUGGCUUCCGGCCAUUAACGACAUCCGCAUUGCGCGCAUAUGCAUUCAUCGUUUCCUUGGACUAAUCGCCAAGCAGUUCUUGAACGAAAACUGGUGA
This is a messenger RNA of Desarmillaria tabescens, 4905 nucleotides long. RefSeq lists its product as uncharacterized. Bases 1 to 4905 code for a protein of 1634 amino acids. The transcript has a single exon. The record is from RefSeq and is a predicted model, not a curated record. NCBI's taxonomy places the organism in Eukaryota, Fungi, Basidiomycota, Agaricomycetes, Agaricales, Physalacriaceae.